AUGACACACCUUAACGGCCCUUCUGCCCGCGACGGUACUCACAAGAGCGAUCCCUUUUCAAAAGUGCCGCUGAACGUGCUUCCGCCCGAGUUCUACGCUGCCCGCCUCUCCAAGGCAGCCCGCAGCCGUCGGGAAGAUGGCAUCCGCGCGCUGCUCCCGCUGGAGAGCCGUCCCGGCCUGAUCUCGCUGCUCGCGGGAAAGCCCAACGCGGAGACGUUCCCGAUCACAUCCCUCCAGUUCACGAUGCGGGACCCGACCAGGCCGGGAGGCGAUGUCAAGAUGGAGCUGACCGAGGAGGAGCUGAACCGAGGUAUGCAAUACGGCCCCACCUCCGGCUUCCACGAUCUGCGCGAGUGGAUGUUUGGCCUGCAGGAGUACUUGCAUGCACGGGGAAAAGGCGAAGGGUGGGGCGUGAGCGUUGGCGCGGGAUCGCAGGAUUUGUUGUUCAAGGCUGCGACCGCGCUGCUGGACCCCGGCGAUGCGAUGUUCGUGGAGACACCUGUAUACGCAGGCGUCCUCCCUAUCUUCCAUGCGCUCGAAUGCGACAUGAUUGAGAGUGCAGAUAAACUUACAUUCGCAGAGGUCCACACUGAUGCCCAGGGCAUUUGCUCGCAUUCCUUGCGCACGAUGCUGGAGAGCUGGCCCGCAUCAAAACCCAAGCCUAAAGUCUUGUACACCAUACCCUACGGCUCGAAUCCGACUGGCGUCACGGCGACCGUCGAGCGCCGCAAAGAGGUGCUCGCGCUCAGCCGAGAGCAUGAUUUCCUAAUCCUCGAAGAUGACCCAUAUUACAACCUUUACUACGGUGCUGCCAGCCGUCCGCCGUCCUACUUCUCUCUCGAGAAGUCCGAGCCAGAAGUAGGCAGAGUGCUCCGAUUCGACAGCCUUUCGAAGAUUCUCUCCUCGGGCAUUCGAAUCGGCUUCGCCACCGGGCCCGAGCCCAUCCUCAAGGCAAUGGAAGUGCACAGCAUGAUGGUGAACCUGCAGCCCUCGUCCUUCUCGCAGGUUCUCGCGCACAAGGUCCUCUCCUCAUGGGGCUACGCGGGCUUCUCCGCGCACACCGCGCGCGUGGCGGAGUUCUAUCGUGCGAAGCGCGACGUGUUCGAGGCCGCAAUGCAGCGGCACCUCGCGGGCCUCGCGGAGUGGUGUACGCCCGAGGCGGGGAUGUUCUUCUGGUUCAAGUUGCUGCUUAGCGAGCCAGGCGCCGGGCAGGACGUGGAAGACGACUCAGAGGACCUCAUACGGACGAUCGCGCUGAAGCGGGGUGUACUCGCGCUGCCCGGUACGACAUUCUAUCCAAGCGGACGUCGCACGGCAUAUGUGCGUGCGUCGUUCAGCCUAUUGCCCGCGGAGGAGGUCGACGAAGCGCUGCGCCGCCUGCGAAGGGUCGUACUCGAUGCGCGGAAGGCGCUGGCGAAGGGCUCAAAAUGA
Messenger RNA from Laetiporus sulphureus 93-53, 1431 nucleotides. RefSeq names its product PLP-dependent transferase. Gene Ontology annotation, biological process: biosynthetic process. The record is from RefSeq and is a predicted model, not a curated record. The transcript is spliced from 9 exons. Lineage: Eukaryota; Fungi; Basidiomycota; Agaricomycetes; Polyporales; Laetiporaceae. Bases 1 to 1431 code for a protein of 476 amino acids. Gene Ontology annotation, molecular function: pyridoxal phosphate binding; transaminase activity.